Messenger RNA from Boeremia exigua, 2719 nucleotides. RefSeq names its product S-adenosyl-L-methionine-dependent methyltransferase. Lineage: Eukaryota; Fungi; Ascomycota; Dothideomycetes; Pleosporales; Didymellaceae. Gene Ontology annotation, molecular function: methyltransferase activity. The record is from RefSeq and is a predicted model, not a curated record. Bases 242 to 2500 code for a protein of 752 amino acids. The transcript has 5 exons. Gene Ontology annotation, cellular component: nucleus.
GCUCUUCGUGUUUCAGCUGCGUGCUUCACUCACGCUCACCAGCUACGCACGUCGUCUGUCAAGUAGCACGCGCUCGGCUAACAAUGCGCACACUUCACCUUCACCGCAGGGUCACGCCCUAUGUGCGCCGCUUCACCCAUACGCAGGUUCUUUCGUCUGCUCAACGUAGCUGCAACGCAACCUUCAGCCAUAGCCCAAGAGCCACGCUUCGUAUUCUCUCAGGCCCGUCCUUUGCGACGACAUGUCCCGCUGCGAGCUGUCAGAAGUGUUUGAAAUCUCAGAAAGCUCCGACGAGGAAAACGAUUGCGUGGAAGUUAAGCCGAUCGACUUGGAAAGCGAAGAUCAACAUGAGGGACUACGAAAUCUAUGCCGACCUACAGGAUGUCGCCAGAUUCCCGCUUAUAACGCGAUACGAGCACGACCUUCGCCUCAGCAAGAUCAGUCAGACAAAGAGCUACGCUUCCACAGACUCCCAGAUGACACAAUCAUCCGUGUUGGGGACUUUGUCGAGUUGCAAUGCCCUCCCCAUCGUCAGCUCGAUCCAAAACAUUCGGGAGACUAUCUGCGCAUAAAGGGUAUUUUUGAAGACCGCCGGACCUCAGAAGUCACGCUACGAGGUCUUCGCUUCCAGCGCGAGAAGUACGCAGUCGGCAGAUCCUUCGUUGGGAAGACCGUACGUUUAGCCCAGGAACGAAAGAUGAACGACCGGAUAGGAGCCCGCUUGUGCGAGCUGGUAAUGUGUCUUACCGUAAGAGAAGAUGACAAUCGGCCAGCAGAAGUCCAAAGCGAAGAAACAAUUCCCAUUAGUGAGGUCCAGCAUAAACAAGCAGUAAUACUCACGAACAGGCCCUACCCAAUGCUCAGCUACAGAGAGCAACCAAGCCUCUGUGCCCAUUUGCAUAAUCAGUCCCAUAGACAGAUUCGUCUUCACAUAUUUAAGAAUGGGCCUCUUGUGUGCAGGUGGUCUAGGACCUCUACGAUAUCACCGAACGGCAAAAAAUAUGGGAUGGUAGACAGAUACUUCACGAGGAAGGAGGUGACAACACCGCAGCACUUGUCUCUUGCGCCCUUGAACAACGGAUAUCUACCCAUAACGCCACAUCGAAGAACGCUGUCAGUAGAGGAAAUAGCUACAGCAACGACUCAGAGAUCUACACUACCUUCGAAGAACCAGCUCUACACCUACUUCGAUAUGUACUGUGGAGGGGGUGGAGCAUCUCGAGGCGCGGACCAGGCCGGUCUGAAGGUUCUGGGAGGGUUGGAUCACAAUGAGAUCGCGAUGAACGCGUGGGAGCGAAACAACCCCGGCGCCAUACCUCUCUGUAUGGACUCGUUCGCUUUCCUCAAGAACGACAUGUGGAAAAUCAUUGGGAGAUGCGAUUUCCUGAACAUCUCAAAUCCGUGUCAAACUUACAGCUCUGCUCACACCAGAGAGGGCAAGAACGAUGAGAUCAAUACCGCACAACUAGAGGUCAUCAAGAUUAUCAUCGAAGCCUUGAAGCCAAGGGUGGUCGUUAUUGAGAAUACAGCCAAUCUGGUCAACAUGGAAAGAAAUCGCAAAUAUUUCAACAGGAUGCUGAACGACGUUCACUCAGCGGGGUCCGGCUAUAACCUGAGAUACAAGGUUGUCAACAUGGCUGACUUUGGCUUACCCCAAGAGCGCAAGCGCCUUCUCCUGAUCGCGGCUAGAAGAGAUACCCCAUUGCCACCUUUUCCGAAGCCUACGCACGGUCCUCCUGGCAGUGGGCUCAAGCCGUACGUCAGGAUUGGUGAUGCACUUAAAGUCCUUGAACGGCUUGGAGAACGCGCCGAACGAGACGGCUACCAUAAGCUUCAUAGAGAAGUCUCACAGCAGGAACAGGCUUACGAUCCUUAUGCGGAAUUCGUUGACUGUAUAAUGACAAGUGGUGUGGAAUGCCGACACUGGAGCGGCGAGAAGUUUACUCCACGGGAUUUGGCUCUUCUUCAGUCUCUUCCUGUUCACCACUGCUUGGCUGGUAGCUGGCCACAGGCUAUCAAGCAAGUAGGAAACAUGUUUCCACCUAUAAUGGCAGAAUUGGUAUACAGGACGUGCGCACAAACUCUUGAGGCUUGGGACAACGGCUUCUUGGAUGCAGACGACGACAUUGAUGAUCUAAACAUCACACUGAUAGAGAAGGGUGUUGAUAUCCCUGAAGCGAAACACACUCCGACCUCAGUGUUUGAUCUUACAGGUCCUGCCGCUCCAUCGCCAUACCGGUAUCUCUCGCGUCCGGUCUUCAGCGAUGCAACCCAUGUGAAACAUUCAUCUGCCUGGAGCAAGCGUCUGUUCUCGGGAUCUGGCAAGAGCGAAAGGAAGAGAUCGUUUUAUAGCGGUCCUUUGGAGGAUGACGAUAGAGACACUACACCUUCGCCAGCCCAGCCACCAUUCAAACGUGCGACGACCAGUUCACGAGAAGAAACCUUUUGGAAAAAACACGGAGGGAAGACCAUUGACCUUUCCAACAGCGACGAGGAUUAACCAGGGUCAAGUUUGCAAGAGUUGCAGACAUGGAUCGUGAACAGAACACGCAGAUUUGUAUGCAAUGUCUGCAUAUCACAUCUUAGCAAAAGACCACACAUUAGUAGCGCAUGCACCCCGCGCUGCAACUGUAGUUAAAUAAAAUACAGAAUGCUUACACUUCGAAACACAGAGUUUUUAUGACUGUAACAUGUUAAGGCUAUGCUUGUUGUACAGCAG